Nylanderia fulva is the source of this 1855-nucleotide messenger RNA. Its product is annotated as BTB/POZ domain-containing adapter for CUL3-mediated RhoA degradation protein 3. Gene Ontology annotation, biological process: protein homooligomerization. Gene Ontology annotation, molecular function: protein binding. Lineage: Eukaryota; Metazoa; Arthropoda; Insecta; Hymenoptera; Formicidae. The record is from RefSeq and is a predicted model, not a curated record.
UAAUAUAAUAGCAGUAUAUAGUUCUCUCCGCGUUGAUAAUGAGCUGGUAAUGAAUGAGAGAAAAUAAAGCGACAAGCGGACACGUUGAGAUCCGCGUCUUCUUCGCUUUCCUGAUGUCAGCGAAUAUAGAGGAACAGCUGAUCGAUGUCACAUAGAGCACGCUAACCGCGCGUUGUCAGUUGUCACGUCGUUUCGUCGCGAGACGUUUCCUUAGUAUCUGUCGAUUGUGUACACACACGCAGCAUUCCUGAUUAUAUCAACAAAAUCGAUAUACGGUUGCUCUUCUUACGGUCGCGCGGCGUCGCGUCAGUACUUGCCUCGGCUUUGCCAGGUUCAUUCGCCAAGGGUUCGUUAUGUCGGGCGAGCACAAGACGGGAAUUAAAUAUCCCUCGGAGUAUGUCAAAUUGAACAUCGGAGGCUCGCUCCAUUAUACCACGUUAGGCACUUUGCAAAAGCAUGAUACUAUGCUACGUGCUAUGUUUAGCGGUCGCAUGGAAGUGCUCACCGAUUCCGAAGGCUGGAUAUUGAUUGAUCGGUGCGGCAAACAUUUCGGGACAAUUUUGAAUUUUUUGCGAGACGGUUCAGUCCCAUUGCCAGAAAGUACAAAAGAAAUGGCAGAGCUACUAGCCGAAGCAAAGUACUACUGUAUCAGCGAGCUGGCUGAGUCUUGUGAACAGGCGCUUCUUCGGAAAGAACGUGAAGCAGAACCCAUCUGCAGAGUUCCCCUUAUCACUUCUCAGAAAGAAGAGCAGUUACUUAUAAGCAAUACUACUAAGCCUGUAGUCAAGCUGCUUAUUAAUAGACAUAAUAAUAAAUAUUCCUAUACGAGUACAUCAGAUGACAAUCUGUUAAAGAACAUAGAAUUAUUUGACAAAAUGUCACUUAGAUUCAGUGGUAGAGUGUUAUUCAUCAAAGAUGUAAUCGGUUCAAGUGAGAUUUGCUGUUGGACAUUUUACGGACACGGUCGUAAAGUAGCCGAAGUCUGUUGCCAUUCGAUCGUCUAUACGACUGAUAAGAAGCAUACAAAGGUUGAAUUCCCGGAAGCUCGAAUAUACGAGGAGACAUUGAACAUUUUAUUGUACGAGCAUCGAAACGGUCCGGAUCAAGAAUUAAUGCAGGCAACGUCUUCGCGCGGCGUGGUACCCUGUACGUCCGACGAAGAGGAGGGUGAGCGUUCAGGCUUGGCUCGCCUUCGUUCCAACAAACAAAACACCAACUGACCCAGUCUUGUUCUCCUCAGUCCACCACAUACUGCGAUUCUCAGCGUCGUUCGUUCUUUCAAGACACGAAUCAAUAUAAAAUAAGACAAAAAUACGAAGUAUACCAAGCACAAAUACCAUAUGAUACUUGGUUAUUGUCUAUCGGCCGAGUCAAAUUUCUUUUUUUCUUUCAUCCCUGUGCAUAGAACACUAGAAGAAAACUAGAAACUUUGAUCGGACGAUUAUCUCAAUACAUUUCUUACAUUACAAUCUUAAUUUCGCGCAUAAUUCUGUUGAAAAUAUAUCUAGAAAAAAAUACACAUCAACUCCGUAGUUAACGUAAAAUGGAAUGACAAAUUUGUGUCUUUAAGUUUCUUCGCCUUUGCUAUUCUUGUUAUACAAGUGUGUUUAUAAGUGUAUAUAAAUGUGCGAAUAAGAGAGUGGCAUCUCCCCUUUAUUAAUUUCAAUUUGUAAAUCAUAUAAAUGUAAACGCUUUACGCGUUUACCAUUCAUGUGCCAAAUUGUUACAUUAAAUCCGCGACAGAAAUAAUCCAAGUUGCCAUUCUGUGACUGAUAAAAUUAUUUAUGAAUUUAUACUCUAUAACAACUUUUAAGCAGUCAUUUAGAUUAAUCAAACUGUUACAAAAAUUUUUGUU